Molecule: messenger RNA, 3746 nt
Organism: Centropristis striata (black sea bass)
Lineage: Eukaryota; Metazoa; Chordata; Actinopteri; Perciformes; Serranidae
Gene: rab3gap1
Product: RAB3 GTPase activating protein subunit 1
Exons: 25
Coding region: 67-3027 (986 amino acids)
Biological process (GO): positive regulation of GTPase activity
Molecular function (GO): GTPase activator activity
Source: RefSeq, a predicted model, not a curated record
GCCGAAGAAGCAUCAGCAGAAGAAGAAGAAGAACGACGACGUCAACAAUAACAACAAGACAUCGACAUGGCUGCCGACAGUGAUCCGGAGUCAGAAGUGUUUGAGAUCACCGACUUCACCACCGCUUCCGAGUGGGAACGGUUCGUGUCCAGAAUCGAGGAAGUGCUUAAUGACUGGAAGCUGAUUGGGAACUCUACAGGAAAUUUGACCCCUGAAAAGGGUGAAUACACCAAUGGCACCUGGGGGGAGAAGACUCAGGACAUUAAUUUUGCUGACUUUAAGUUCUGCAUAAGUCAUUACUACAUGACACAAGAAAGUGAGAAGGACAAUGGGAAAGACAAGCUCGAGGAGGAUGCCUUCCCCUUAGCGAUGCAGGACCUUCUGUGUAUGAACAAUGACUUCCCUCCUCGAGCACACUGCCUGGUCAGAUGGUACGGUAUUCGAGAAUUUGUGGUCAUCAGCCCUGGAACCAACUGCGAGGCGAUCAUCAGCGAGUCCAAAUGCAAUCUGCUUCUCAGCUCUAUUUCCAUUUCUCUGGCCAACAGCGGCUGCCAGGUGCCCAUGUUUGUGCAGAUCCAGCAGAAGUGGAGGCGGGUGUAUGUCGGAGAGUGCCAGGGUCCAGGUGUGCGCACUGACUUUGAGAUGGUCCACCUCCGCAAGGUGCCGAACCAGUACAACCACCUGUCGGGCCUGCUCGACAUCUUCAAGUCUAAGAUAGGUUGUUCUUUGUCCCCUCUACCUCCAAUCACCAUUGCCAUCCGUUUUACCUACAUUCUCCAGGACUGGCAGCAGUAUUCAUGGCCACAGCAGCCUCCAGACUUUGACACACUCCUUGGCGGUGAGGUGGGAGGAGUGGAGUUUGGGAAGAUUCCAUUUGGAGCCUGUGAGGAGCCAAUCAGUGAGCUUCAUCUUGCAACCACUUGGCCUCACCUGACCGAAGGCAUAGUUGUGGAUAAUGAUGUCUACAGUGAUCUUGACCCUCUCCAGGCUCCUCACUGGUCAGUCCGAGUCAGGACAGCCGAAAACCCCCAGUGUUUGCUGGGUGACUUUCUGACAGAGUUCUUUAAGCUCUGCUGUAGGAAGGAGUCUACGGAAGAGAUCCUGGGAAGGGGAAUGGCUGAAGAGGAGGGCAAAGAAAAUAGUGACAUCACUUCUGCUCUAUCGAAGCUGACGGAGCCAGCAGCAACAGUGCCAAUCUCCAAACUGUCUGUCUCCAACAUGGUGCACAGCGCCCGAAAACACAUCCGACGCCACCGGCGCACUGAUGAGUCACCACUCAACACUGAUGUACUCAACACUAUCCUUCUGUAUCUCUUCCCAGAUGCUGCUGUGGAGAAGUCAUCAGAAAGUAGCAAGAAUAAAACUCCACAGCCGUACACCUGUGGGAAAGGCCAGCAGAAAACCAGCCCUGAUGAUAACCUUUUCCUCCAGCUGAAGUCAGCACCCUUUGACAGUCUGACCUACCGUCUGGCUCUGUGUGCCUGUCUGGUCAACUACAACCAUGGAGGGCUGCGUGCUGUCGCUCACCUCUGGCAGGAGUUUGUCCUCGAGUUGAGAUACCGCUGGGAAAACAACUACCUCAUCUACGGACUGCCUGAGGGAUCUCCUGAUCUUCGCUGUUGUCUUUUGCAUCAGAAGCUCCAGAUGCUGAAUUGCUGCAUCGAGAGGAAGAGGGCCAGAGAUGAGGCUCGUAAGGCGCUGGAGGGAAACAAAGAGCGACAGCGUAAGGUUUCCGGUAGCGGCUCCGCUCCAGACUCAAAGACGGCGUCAACAAGGGAGGUGUCCCCGGGGAAGUCCUGGGACUCAUGGAGCGACAGUGAGGACGAGUUCUUUGAGUGCCUGAGUGACCAGGGGGACAUAGAGGCUCCACAUACUGAGGCAGAAAAAAAUGGCACUAAAAGUAAAGCAGAGGGUCGGCUCCACCCCUACAACAACACCACUCUACUCAACUCUACGGAGCCGCUCUACAUUCCUGUCACACAGGAACCUGCUCCCAUGACAGAGGAUCUGUUAGAGGAGCAAUCAGAAGUCCUGGCCAAGCUCGGCACAUCAGCUGAAGGCACCCACCUCCGCGCCCGGAUGCAGAGCGCCUGUCUUCUCUCUGACAUGGAGUCCUUUAAGGCAGCCAACCCAGGCUGUGUUCUGGAGGACUUUGUGCGCUGGUACUCGCCCAGAGAUUACGUGGAGGAGGAGUCGGUCGAUGAAAAUGGCGUCAAAGUUGUGAAAGGCGAGCUCAGCGCCAGGAUGAAGAUCCCAGGCAACAUGUGGGUGGAGGCCUGGGAGACGGCCAGGGUCACACCUGCACGCCGCCAGAGACGACUCUUUGAUGACACUAAAGAGGCUGAAAAGGUGCUUCACUACUUGGCAGUGAUGAAACCUGCAGACCUGACCUACCACCUCCUGCCCUGCAUCCUCCACGCUGCCAUUCUGAAGCUGAAGGAGGAAGAGUCAGUAGAAGACAUUCCAUCAGUCAAAAAAAUCAUCCAGCAAGUUACGAGUCAAGCCUGCAAGCUGCUGCACCCCCUCAACCAUGACGAGAAGAAGGUCGAGGAUUUAAUUAACCAGUUGAUGGCGAUGGAGACGGCCAUCACCCGAGCCCGCUCGCUUAAGGCCAAGUUUGCCAUCGGUGAGGGCGGGAAGGGAGAGGACACAGAAGAGCUGGAGAAGUUUGUGAGCUCACUGCUGGAAGAACCAGAGGUGGUGGUGAUUGGAGCUGGACAGGGUCCGACAGGCAGCAUCAUCCACAGGCUGUUUGUCAACGCUCAGAGGCUGGCUGACUUCACCAAUGAUGAGGCUGCCCUCUUGGCUCCCCUGGACGAUGACUUGGUGCGAGACAAGAAGACGACCGGAGGAAGCGCUAAAGUGCCUGACUUCCCUCCUCCAGCAGGACGGGAGAUCAUCCUGCGUACGUGUGUCCCUCGGCCCGCUCCGUACUCCAAAGCUCUGCCUCAGCGGCUGUUCUGUGUGUUGAUGAGGGAGGAGUUCAGGCUGGCGGGGGCCUUCUCUUCAGACACUUCCUUCUUCUAAAACCAAACGCCUGUUAGACAGCAUCUCAUCUGAAACCAUGUUCCACCUGCCGAUGAUGAUUUACAGCUUGAAGCCAGAAGUUAAAAGCAGUAGAUUACAUGAGACGGCAUAUUAAAAUGAUUCAGUUUCUUUAGUUGGUCGACAUGUUGAUAAUGAGUUUGUUUGUGGAUACAAAUGCUUGUUCAGUAAAUGUUUUUAUUCAGGCGUUACAUAGGGCUGGGCGAUACGGACCAAAAGUCAUAUCUCAAUAUAUUCAGACAAAUGGAUAGAUAGGACUUUAUUGAAAUUUGUCUUUGGCUUCUCCAAUAUAUAAAAUACUAACAUGACACACAUAAAAACAUACAAUCUCUGAAUAAACAAAUACACAUAAGUUAUAAAUAAAUACUCUAGCAAUACACUACACACUAGUAAAUACAUACAGCAACAAACAGGCUGAAUAAUGAUAUACGAUAUAUAUUCCGGUAUUUUUAUCAAAAAGUGAGAGCAAAUUUUCAGUCAAAGUCAUAUAUGACAUGUCACCUUUUUGUACUCAAAUUUAUUCAAAUUUCCAUAAAUUGCACAUUUUAAAUAAAAAAAUAUCUUAAAUAAAAAUAACCAAUUAAAUAAAAUAGGCCAAUCUUUUUCUGAAAUAAAUAUAUUUAUAAGAGAAAAGAAUAACGAACACUACAAUAGAACUAAAUAUGACAAAUCCUAGUAAGGGCAGCAUUUAUAUAUAUAUA